This is a messenger RNA of Cyclocybe aegerita, 642 nucleotides long. NCBI's taxonomy places the organism in Eukaryota, Fungi, Basidiomycota, Agaricomycetes, Agaricales, Hemipholiotaceae. The record is from the annotation of a GenBank genome assembly.
AUGCUCCAGGAUGUUUACGGGGUCACAUAUGCCAUUGCUAUUUAUGAGGCUCUAGAUGCUGCGGCAUCGAUGUGUGAUGGAGAUCUGCUCUUGAUCAAUGAGAGAGCAGUCAUGUCCUAUAAUCAUGGCAACUUUGAGAAGGCUGCGAAGAUGUUCCAAAUGGCAUUAGAUCUGGCACAAGUGACCCAGACAUCGCAAAAAGCAUGGGCGACGACUUAUCUCAACCUCAGAACAGCGUACCGAAAGCUCAAACGCUAUGAGGAGGCUCGGAUGGCAUAUGUUAAGGUGUUAGAGCUGGACCCGCGUCACUCAGUCACCCUAGGUUUUCUCGGGAUUGUGCACCAUCUACUGGGCAAUUUGGACAAGGGGCCAUUGUCAAGUACCACAAGGUGGGUUCCUGCUCUCGGCUGUGUUGACGCACAUUCUGAAUAUGAAUUCUUCUAUCGCAAGGCAUUGAGUAUUGAUCCUAUCAACCCCCAUGUCCUAGAGCUUCUGAACAUUGCCCUGGAGUCCUCAUUGCUCGCCACUAAAACCAUUGAGGCCGACUUCAAGAAUGCUGUGAAGCUGUUGAAGAACAAGUUCAGCUGCCACCACAGUGGGAAGGGUAAAGAGAAGGCCCCAGAUGACAUGAGCAUCGGUUGA